AUAGAAAAAUUCGAAGAGUUGUGAGCAUUCAGAAAUAGUAUUGUGAUUUAGUUGCUAAUGAUGUUCAGCCUUGAAUAUUGUUUUUUGUACAUCAAGCGAUUAAGUCCAGAAUGUUCCAAUUUGAUAGCGCAAUAUCAAGCAAGUCCCAAUAACAGAUGUGGCAGACAUUGUGACUGUAACAAUGGCUGAGUCAGAAGAAAUAAAUAAAGCAACAAAAAAACUUGAAGAUAUUUCUCUUAAGACUGAUGCAGAUGAAACAGAAAAAUAUGUAGAUUGUGAUAAUGAAAUAAAACAAAACAUAGGAAAAGAAGAGACACUUUCUAAAAUAUCAGACAGUUCUGAAUCAGUAUCAUCUGAGCUAAAAAGUGAAGACAAUAAACAAAAAAAUACCAAUAAAGAACAAUGUGAUAGUGAAGAAGAGUAUUUCUCAGUGGGUGAAGAUGAUAAUGAAGAUGAGGAGGAGGAGGAAGAAGAUGAUGUGAAAGUUGAAAAGAUAGAUGAGGACGAAUACAAGAGGACUCUAGAAGAAACUUUGUCUGAUGAUGAAAAAUUGGAAAGAAAAAACAAGUCCCAAGAAUGCAAAGAUGAGGGCAACAAGUUCUUUCGAGAGUCUGAGUUUAAUGAAGCUAUUGAUAAAUAUUCAGAAGCUUUAAAGAUAUGCCCCUUUGCUUUCCCUAAAGAAAGAUCUAUCAUGUAUUCUAACAGAGGUGCUUGUCAUAUGAAAUUAGAGAAUAAUGAAGAGGCAAUAAAAGAUUGUAGUAGUGCUAUAGAUUUACAUCCCCACUAUUUAAAAGCCGUGUUAAGAAGAGCAGAACUUUAUGAAAAAAUAGAUAAAUUAGAUGAAGCACUAGCAGAUUAUCAGAAAGCUGUAGAAUUAGAUCCUACACAGAAUAAAGCUAGAAUCACUGCUAUGAGACUAGCAGAUCAAAUAAAAGACAGAAAUGAAAAAAUGAAAACAGAAAUGUUAGGAAAGUUAAAGGAUUUGGGUAAUUUAGUAUUAAAGCCAUUUGGACUUUCAACUGAUAAUUUCCAAUUACAGCAGGGUGAAACUGGUUCCUAUAGUGUAAACUUUAAGCAGAACUGAAACUAUAUAUAAUUCUUCUCUUUUUUUUCAUAUAAUGUAAAUUCAUAAAAAGAGAUAAAGUCAUUGCAGAGUCAAAAAGUCGUAUCUGGUAUUUGCAAAUUUUUCAGCAGCGAUUAUGAAUCAUGAUACCAUACGAAAUUGUGAAAAUUUGGUCCCAAAAUGUAUUUCUAAAGUUUUUCUAAAAUAUUUCCAUGAAAAGUGUGUGUGUGUGUAGCUGUUCAAACAUCAUGUUGCUGUUCAUACAUUUUGUACAAAACAUUCAGAAUAGAAAUAUGGAGUGAAAGUUGGUCAUUAUUCGCUUGAAUUUCAUAGAUAUAAAGCAGUAGAUUCUAAAUACUAAUAAGUAUUGACUUCUUUUGUUGAUAAAUUUUAUAUUGAUGUAUUUUGUAAACAGCCAUUUAAGACAUUUUGACAAAAUAUCUAUAAAUCCCUUUUGUAUUGGCUUAAAAAUAUGAAAAAUAAAUGAAAAAAUGCUCAAGUACAUGAAGAGAAAAAAUAUUUUAGAUUCAACCUUUUGACUCCAUAUUUAUUUUCAUUUCGCAGUAUCUUCAUGAGUUUUCAGGCAGUUUGGUUAAAUUAAACUUAUACUUCUUUUUCAUGCUAUAUUUUGAUAAGUAGGGUUUUAUUGAGUCAACAUUUAGUCAUAUUCUGCAAAUUGUACUACAUGUAUUUAUUAGCAAUAAAUUGUAUUGCUCCUUGGGCAAGGCAAGAGGUACCUGUCUUUUAACAGCAAACAAUUAUACAAUGUAUAUGUAUCUGAAUUUCAAUUUGUAGCAAAUGGAAUUCAGAUCUGUCCAGGUGCUUUAAAGGGGUAGUGAGAAAAUGUUUUUUUUUCUUUUUGGGUUUUAAACUAGCUAAUAAACUUUGUUUUUGAAAGCUGUUUAUUUUAACCUUCAUUGAAGGGAAAAUGACAUUGUAUAUCAAAUAUGCCAUACACUUUUUUCUUUAAAAAUGUGUGAUGUUGUUUAGCAAAUGAUUUCUGUAUGUUAUAGUCUCUAAUCGUCUUUGUGGGGUUUUAAUUCCCAUGCAAACUACAAUAUUAUAAAAGUUAAAUCUAUAAAAGAAAUAUUGGCCUAAAACAAUGAACUGAAAGUUUGUCAACAUUUGUAACCCUUUGUAAAGUUAUAACCAGAUAUGGUCAAAACACGCCAGUGCCAUCUAAAAUCUUUUGAUUGGCCUCUGUUUUAUUUGAUUGAAUCCAAGAUGGGAGAUUAUCUACCAUUGAUAUUUUGAUUCUGUUUGCUGAAGUCAAUGUAAAGUAAUCAAUUUGAAUAUAUUUAGCAUGGAUUAACACAUACAUUAUGCAAGAGCUAAAUCGGCCUAUUGCAGGUCUUCCUCUAGGUCUGAAAAUGUUAUCUAAAUUAUUAAUUAACUUUUUCAGACCAUAAUCAACUCUCAAUGUCAACGUUAGCCUGUGAUAUUUUGGGGAUUUGAAUACAUUUUGUGAUGGAUAAUUUAAUGUAAAAAUGGAUAAUUACUGUCUUUAUUAUCGUAGCAACGUUAGUAAUGAAGAUCGAGGCUAGCCUAAAAUUGAAUCGCUAAUAUCACUGUUCAGAACAAAGCAAUUUGACUGAAAUUUUCAGCAUAUUCUGUUUUCAUUAUCUAUUUUUUAACUAUUAUAGCGAAAACUGUCAGCUCUUUAUCUAAUCUUACCUAAUGCUCCUUUAAGCGGUGAAAAAUGAGAUAUUAUUAGAAAAAUGCAAAUGCCAAUCAACGGCUUAAGUCCAAUGUAUUCCCCUUUAUAAAUACUUUCAUGAAAAUGGUCAAAAUAACUAUUAAGAUUACAAUUUGAAUUAUAGUGUCACUACGCUAGAGGUUAGUCUUUAUUAUGAGGAUUUAGUUUUUUUCAGUUUGGUGCACCAUAAAAUUGAUUGUACAAUAUUGUAUCUUGUAAAACACUGUAUGUAUAUUGUAUAUUUGUAAAGGUGAAUAAAAUGUACAUAUUACUCAUUGUAUAACAGAA
Molecule: messenger RNA, 3047 nt
Organism: Patella vulgata (common limpet)
Lineage: Eukaryota; Metazoa; Mollusca; Gastropoda; Patellidae
Product: tetratricopeptide repeat protein 1
Exons: 6
Coding region: 182-1084 (300 amino acids)
Molecular function (GO): protein binding
Source: RefSeq, a predicted model, not a curated record